Molecule: messenger RNA, 961 nt
Organism: Chaetomium fimeti
Lineage: Eukaryota; Fungi; Ascomycota; Sordariomycetes; Sordariales; Chaetomiaceae
Exons: 2
Coding region: 75-644 (189 amino acids)
Source: RefSeq, a predicted model, not a curated record
CAGCGGUCAGGGUUUCCUUCCUUGGGCCAAACGAGAAACCAUCAUAAAACCACGAACAACAAAGACGAAACACGAUGGACGCGCUGUUCCAUGCAUCGAACGAGACCGUUCGGUCUAUUCUUACUGCUCUCUGUGACGAUGACCGAGUCCGCUCCAAAGCUCUCAAGUACCUCGAUAUGAUUGAACCCGAAGCCAAGGUCAAGGCAAACGAUGCUCCGCCGAGUGAUCCAAACAGUAAAAAGCGGAAACCGGCGUCCACUCUCAGUAUAUGUGUGCGGUGCGGCGAAACGUUUUACGACGGGACCACCGACAAAUGCAAAUACCAUGAUGGCGAGCUUGAGCCCGAUUAUGACGGUGACUUCUGGGCUGAUCAUGAUGAGAGAUGCCAUGGCGUAAUCGACACGGAUAGAAUGCGAGAAGACUUUCCCGAUGGUUUCGUAUGGGACUGUUGCGAAAAGCUCGGUUCCGAACCAGGUUGCCGAAGAGGAUACCACGAAUCACACCCCGACAAGAAGUACAAGGGUUAUGAAUCUGAAUCUGAGGAUAUUGGGACGUCGGAGAUUGGCAGUGAUGACGAGGGUGAAGGGGAGGAGGAGGAGGAUGAGGACGAAGACGACGAGGACAACGAGGACGACGAGGAUUAGAAAGUUUUGAACGACCAACACCGGCCGUCCCGUUCCACACCACCAUUUGUAUCCAAAGGGGCCAGGCAUAGUUUGAGGCACCUCGUCGGCCUUCCGUUCGGUUUCGGGCCUUUCGAUGCCCUCAUCCUCAACCAUAACAACUUGAAACGACAAGUCCCAGUAUGGUGUGCCUCCAUUAUUAAAUAUGUUAGCAUAGCUUGGUCCUCGGGAGGUCAUUUUCAGUUCAUUGGUCCACAAUACCUAUAAUCCUACCUUCGUGGGGUUCAACCGUGAUAUUUCGAGGCGGUAAAUCCCCACGUGGAAAUUGUACUUUGCAC